AUGUUUCAGUGUGUCCCCGUCAGGCGUGUUGCUCCCCUGAGAGCACGAAAGACUCCCAGUCAAGGUCUCCCUGGUCGAGCACAGCGUCUUUGCCUGGCAGCCAUGGCUGCAGUUGCGAGCGAACGACUCAGGGUCCGACACGGGGAAGAGCUCUCCGAAGAGUACACUUGCAGGAUCCCGAAGACGGAUGCAGAGAUCCUGAGAUUUUUCCUCUGCUUUCUUGCGGAUCAAGGUCUGUCGGAUGUUCCCGUCUUCAUCAACGGAGGGUAUGUCAGGGACCUGCUGCUUGGCAAGGAGCCUGAUGAUCUCGAUCUGACCCUUUGCCUCCGGGACUGCGCGCCCGAGGUAACGGUGGCAGCACUCCUGGAUGAAAUGAAGCCGUACGUUGAGCAGAGGCCGGAGUUUGGCCUCACGGAGUUCAAGAACGCGACCAUUCUGUCCAAUGAGUCCAAGGAUAAGCAGCUGGACACCUUCAAGGCUCACUUCACGAACACUGCAGGGGUCAAGACCGAGGUGGACGUGAUGCCUACGAUCGGGGAGGAAACCUAUUCAGAUGACAACAGGGUGCCGGUCCGUGAUCAGCGUGGCCUCCCCGAGGAAGAUGCGCUGCGUCGUGACCUCACCAUCGGUGCGUUGCUAAUGCGUGUGCGCUCUUCUGAAAGCAGCACGGCUCUGCGCUAUGAGCUCUUUGACUUUUAUGGUGGAGUCACCGACAUCGAGCGCGGAGUCCUGAGAUCUCCAUGCCCAGUUGACAGGAAGCCCGCCGAGGUAGAGGAGGCGGUGCUGAGAACCCCGGAAGAGAAGGAGCUCGCCAUGCCCAGCUUGUUUACCAGCUACCGGGUUUAG
Symbiodinium sp. CCMP2592 is the source of this 846-nucleotide messenger RNA. The record is from the annotation of a GenBank genome assembly. NCBI's taxonomy places the organism in Eukaryota, Dinophyceae, Suessiales, Symbiodiniaceae.